Messenger RNA from Temnothorax curvispinosus, 2008 nucleotides. RefSeq names its product histone H2A.V-like (gene His2Av). The transcript has 3 exons. The record is from RefSeq and is a predicted model, not a curated record. Gene Ontology annotation, cellular component: nucleosome. Gene Ontology annotation, molecular function: DNA binding; structural constituent of chromatin; protein heterodimerization activity. NCBI's taxonomy places the organism in Eukaryota, Metazoa, Arthropoda, Insecta, Hymenoptera, Formicidae. The annotation marks the transcript as partial.
CUACGUGGUGGUCGAACGGUCGUUUCCUUUUUCGCUUUGAAACCUAAAGUCCAAGUGCGGGACCGAGAGAGAGAGAGAGAGAGAGAAAGAGAGAGAGCUUUUUAUAUCACUACACACGUAUUACAUACAUUUCUGCGUAACAGUGACGUCAGUGUCUUUCAACGCGUAAGGAACAUAUACCGGGUGUUGAGCCACGAGGCUCGCAGCACUCUCGUCAACCUCGUCGAAAUUCGCGUUCCGGGGUCAAAGAAAACACGGGCUAAUGCGACCGAUUCAUUGCAGUUCCCCGUAGGCAGAAUUCACAGGCAUUUGAAAAAUAGAACCACGAGUCAUGGUCGGGUAGGCGCUACUGCGGCGGUGUACAGCGCGGCCAUUUUGGAAUACCUUACGGCCGAGGUAUUGGAGUUGGCGGGAAAUGCAUCGAAGGAUCUGAAAGUCAAACGUAUUACACCUAGACAUUUGCAACUCGCUAUACGUGGUGACGAAGAAUUAGAUAGUCUCAUUAAGGCAACAAUUGCAGGAGGAGGUGUUAUUCCACAUAUCCACAAAUCACUUAUCGGCAAGAAGGGUUCGCAGAAGCCAGCAUAAUUUAGCGAUAAUUGACAUUGAACAUUUCAAGAUUCGUGGGCAAACGGGAGGAGGAGUUGGUCCAGUGCUUGUUGCAACAAAGUGUACCUAGGUUACUAAAUCGAUGGCGAGACUGGCGUGAUAUAUACAUAGAUAUAUAUAUAUAUAUAUAGAUAAUAAAUAAAACAGUAUAUUGAGAUAUAAUUUAAUAUAGAUAAAGAAAAUGAGAGUUAAAGAAAAGACAAAUGUUCAUUGACAAUUGACAAACGGACAAGACAGGGAGAGAGAAAGAGAGAGGAUUCUAGGCCGAGUGUAGGAAAUUUUUUGUGUGUGUUGCGAGCGAUGCGUUGUAGCAUGGCUCGAGAUGAUGGCAGUCUUUGGUACAGUUUGCAAUUUUUGAACAUUGCAGUAACAUCAGAGGACGUGUGAAAGCCUGUUUAAUUACCACGUUUAAUUAUUUACCAUUAUGAACGAAACUCGAUUACUUUAUCAAACCGCCAUCGUUAAUUUUAUCUCAUUUUCGCCUUUGACUCGCGUCAUGUGCCACUGAAGGAGGUUUUUUGCUCCCAAGUAGUAACUCUCAUUUCACAAUCUCGCACACAUGAAUACACAUGAAUUGUGCAGUUCAGUUAAUUAUUUCAGAUGAAUUUUAGUGUGUUUAGAUUUAUUACAUAUAUACAAUUAUGUCAGUGGAAUUAUAAUACAUGGAUUAUAAAUAGUAAAGUUUUACGUCGAAUUCAUCACGACAAAAGAGAAGGAGAAGAAAUAGCGGACAUUUAUACGCAUAAUUUCCAAUAUAAUUUUGGAAUCAAAUAACUCCACUUGGCCAAAUUCGUAUAAAAAUACAUACUAAAAUUUUGAUCUGCUACUUAGAUAUUAAAUCGUCUCUCGUUGCACGUUCACCAGUUUACAAGUUUCUUGCGCUUUCCUCCUGUUAGAAUCACGAUGAUUUAUUACAUAGGGUUCCGAUAAUAAAUAGCAACGAUUUCAAAGUUUGAAAGUUUAACUUUGUGACUCGAUUGUACAUAGUGUUUUUUAAUUGCAUACAUAAAACUCGUGUAACAUAUACGUGAAUAUUGAGUUUUGUGAGCUUCUGAAAUUAAAUGAGCCUUUUAUUUCAAGAACCAGAUUGUGGAAUGUUCAGUUUUAUUAAGAAAAUUUUCUAGAUAUUGCGAUCUUAAUAAUAACGAAGGCUGAAUUCGUUUCUUGUAGAAUAAUCUGAAAUGAUGUAGUAACGAUUCGACCGAAUAAUCCGAAGAUUUAUUUGCACAUGUAAGAACGUGCCGAUUUUCAUUUCCGCUCUAAAUAUUUUUCUUUCUUAUUUUAAUAAUAUUUGUCAGUUAGUUAAUCCUACGAUUUAGCAUAAUUUUUAUUGUACGUACACGGUUUCGCACCAUAUGUAAAACGUUCAUUUUCAUAAUAAAAGAUAAAUUUUAUUAAA